This is a messenger RNA of Ilex paraguariensis (yerba mate), 1043 nucleotides long. Lineage: Eukaryota; Viridiplantae; Streptophyta; Magnoliopsida; Aquifoliales; Aquifoliaceae. The record is from the annotation of a GenBank genome assembly.
UUCCUCGCUUCUAUAAAUAACCCCAUAACUCCGCACUACCCACUCCUAUUUUCCCUCUUUUAUUCUGUCUCCGUUGUAGAUUUCUCUUUGAAGUUCUCUCUCAUCUCUGCAAUGGCUCAGGAGGUUAAUGACGGAGUAGGUGCCCAGAACGGAGGCUCGACAGUGGUGACGUUCACGGCGGUGAAGCCUCAGCUGUUCGUGGAGGCAUCAAAGGCCAACGACGCCGUACAGUUCUAUAAGGCAGCCUUCGGAGCCGAGGAAGUGAACCGUGCCCUGCAUCCGAAGAGGAAGGCCGAUCAGGAACUUCCUUUGGUUCUGUAUGCUGAACUCAAACUCGGAUCCUUCACUAUUCUCGUAUCUGACCUCAAUGAUGACUCUUCUGCACUGAUCAAGAGUGUGGGUACCGGAUGUGUGAUUUGCCUGGAGACCGAGGAUGUUGAAGCUGCUGUCGCAAAAGCCGUGAAUGCCGGUGCACUCUCGGAGGGUGAAACCACUGAAGGUGAUGCUACGUGCUUUGGCGGGCGCGUGGGCAAGCUAAAGGACCCGUACGGCUUCGUCUGGCAGAUUUGCUCUCCUGCAAAGAAUCCCGUUGACGUGGAAGCCUAAGAGCCUUCUGAUUGCUCGGAACAGUCUCUGAUUUACUUUUCAGUCUGUUCUUGUUUUGUCUAAUCAAAAUAUCUAAUCCCACUUGUAUGUGGAAGUUAAACUCGGAUUAUGAACAGGCUUUUAUGAGGUCUAGUGUUCAUACUUUUGUUUUUUAGUUGUUUGUUGAUGAGUUUUGGAGUUAAACUUUGAUUAGCUUUAACUGGCAGGUGGCAAUUAUUAUCUUUGCAUGAUCUCUAUAAUGGAUGUUUGACUUUAAGUCGUGUGUGGAAAAUGUGAUCAAGGGUAGUUUUGACUUUUGAACCUCUAACCAACGGGGAUUGUGUUCAAGGAGUGGUUUAUUGCUGUGCCUCGUUUUAGGCUACAUCUUACUUUGAUGUCUUUUCUUGUACUAAUAUUUUUUGUGUUUAUUGUAUUUGAUACUUAAAUAAAUGUUGGAG